AUGUCAUCAUCGAAUGAGCUCGCCCGAAAGGGAUCGCUCACACUUUCCAUCAUCUUGUCGCUCAUUGCCGGCGGAUUAUCGAUCGGAGCCAUUCUGACACCGUCGUGGCAGGUAGUAAACCUUCGAGAGUAUAAUUCGAUUCAUGAGCACGGGCUUUGGCUUGAUUGUACGAGACACAGCAGAGACGGAAAUCAUAUUUUACAAAGGUAUGCCACUGUAACUGAGCCAUUGCAUUGUGUCUACAAGUUUGACUAUGACAAGUAUUCUGGAACAUUCGACAUUGAGGAUGACAAUAGUCCAGUUGGAGAAGUCAACCGCCACAAAUUCUACGGUUGGCACACAGCAACAAUGAUUCUUCUUGGAUUCGCAUUGCUCACUACCUUCCUUUCGACUUGCAUCGGAAUGUGCUCAUGCUGCUACUCUUCACUUUCGUUGAUUUUCACUGGAAUCACUCUUUUAACCACUUUUUUGUCUGCCGUCGCCGAAGGGAUUUUCUUUUUCUACUCGCAUAGAGCCGAUAAUCGUUUCAUCAAGGGAAUCGUUGGAACUUAUGAGCAACGAGUCGGCACCGCAUUCUUCCUCGAAAUGGCCGCCGCCUUCUGCCACUUCCUCUCAUUCCUCGUUGCCAUGCUUUUCACCUACUUCUCGUUUGCUUCAUCAAAAGAUUCCGACGGAUUCAGUAUUCAAAGAUCGAGCAGAACGAAUGUGACCAACAUUGGAAGAUCAAUGGAGUUUGAUGCUCCUUUAAUGUACCCACCGCAAACUCCAAUCUCCAACUUCAGAGCUCCAAGCUAUUUGGAAGAAAAGCAAGUCGCUGAGAGCAUGCCGGAGCUUGGCAACAGAGGUGCAUUCCCUUCGAAUGACUUCCUGUCUUCCAGAAUUCGCCGAAAGAGUGAGACCUGUGUGUAG
Caenorhabditis bovis is the source of this 909-nucleotide messenger RNA. Lineage: Eukaryota; Metazoa; Nematoda; Chromadorea; Rhabditida; Rhabditidae. The record is from the annotation of a GenBank genome assembly.